GUAACGAGAUCAACGAAACUCAAAAUGUUCAAAUACUUCGUGUUCGCCGCUUUCUGCCUGGCCAGCGCUGCCGCCGCUCCAGGAUACCUGGGAGGAUUGGGAGGCCCUCUGCCUCUGGCCGCCGCUCCGGCCAUUUCCUACGGACACGCCCUGGCCGGUCCUUCCAUCGCUUCCUACGGACUAGCUCCCAGGAUCCUCUCCCCCACCCUGGCUCACGCUCCCCUGGCUGCUCCGGCCAUUUCCACCUACGGAUUGGGACCCAGGAUCCUCUCGCCGUCCCUGGCCCAUGCCCCUCUGAGCUACGCCCAUGCUCCCCUCGGCCUGGCCCACGCUCCUCUGGCUGCUCCCCUGGCUGCCCCUCUGGGCUUGGGCUACAAGUCCCUUGUUAGUCCCGCCCUGGCUGCUCCUGCCCUGGGCCUGGCCCAUGGAUGGUAAUCCCCUCAUCGAUAUUUCCUGCAUCGCUUUCGUUUCGUGUGGAUCGGAGAAGAGUGGAGAGAAGAACGUGAGACGGAGAGAGGGAGGAAGAGUGA
Molecule: messenger RNA, 530 nt
Organism: Drosophila bipectinata
Lineage: Eukaryota; Metazoa; Arthropoda; Insecta; Diptera; Drosophilidae
Product: cuticle protein 10.6
Source: RefSeq, a predicted model, not a curated record